AUGCUUUCCUCUGCAGCUAGAUCCUUCUCCAGAACCAAAGCCCCCAACGCACUCGCAGCCCUCUCCAAGAGGUCCAUCUCUGUCCAGAGCUUGUUACACGGGUCCCCUGAGGCACGGAAGGAAGGCGAACUCGAGAACCUGCAGCAUUCGAAACUAGUAGGGAGAGGCAAAUACGUCCAUGGUUUCGAAGUUCACCGCGUCAAGCCUCAUCUGAUUGACGAUUACAAGAAGGCCGCUGAACGGUACUAUGUCGGUAUCAAGGACGAUUCAGAACUUGGGGUGAAGCUUACAGGAAGCUGGGAAACACUCGUCGGUGAACAAGACACAUUCCUCCACAUUCUUGAAUACGAGAACUAUGCUGGAUGGGACAAGACGACCAAGCUCAUCAAGGGGUCCAAGGCACGUAGAAUACUCGACUCCACCAUGGAGAGGCUAUGCUGA
Molecule: messenger RNA, 441 nt
Organism: Coprinopsis cinerea okayama7#130
Lineage: Eukaryota; Fungi; Basidiomycota; Agaricomycetes; Agaricales; Psathyrellaceae
Product: NipSnap2
Exons: 4
Coding region: 1-441 (146 amino acids)
Cellular component (GO): mitochondrion
Source: RefSeq, a predicted model, not a curated record